Meloidogyne enterolobii is the source of this 5268-nucleotide messenger RNA. The record is from the annotation of a GenBank genome assembly. NCBI's taxonomy places the organism in Eukaryota, Metazoa, Nematoda, Chromadorea, Rhabditida, Meloidogynidae.
AUGCUAGUUUUUAUUUUAUUUACAUUUUUCUCCAAAAUUUUUAUUUUUGCCUCCACAACUCAAAAUAUAAUUGAAGAACCUAUAAAUUCUACAAAUAAAAGCAGAGCUUUAUCUUUUCUUAAAGAAAAGAUUUUACAUUCAGAAGAUGAUCAACAAACAGCUUUCCGUCAAAAUACUCAAGAAGUUCACGAUCCUAGAAAGCCAAUUUUAAUUAGUUAUUUGGCGGCUGUUUCUCAAUUUUCUCAACUUAUUUUUGAUAAACUCCAAGAUGUAGCUAACAGUAGAAGUAAUGAAUUGGCUGAUUUUAGUAGUUUAAUGAAUGGACAUAGCUGCUUUAGUACUGAAUUUGAAGGGUCAAUGAUAUCUGGUGCAUUACAAGUUGCUAUUGAUUAUGUAAAUAAUAAUCCCGAUAUGUUACCUGGUUAUAAAUUAAAAUAUAUUUUCAACAACACUUGCGGCGAUGAAAUGAGAAGUACUGAAUAUUUUAUGGAUCACUGGAAACGUGGAGCAAAAGUUUUUAUCGGACCAGAAGUAAAUUGUCGAACAGAAGCUACUAUGGCUUCAUCUCAAAAUUUACCUUUAAUUUCACAUAAAUGCAAAGAUCAGACUGUCAGUGAUAAAAAAAGAUAUCCAACAUUUGCUAGAACAGUACCGGCAGAAUCAGUUAUUGCUCGUUCAUUUAUUGCUUUGUUAAAACAUUUUUGUUGGUACAAAUUUGUUGUUAUAUUUGAAAAUGCCCAUGCCAAUGUUGAAUUACUUACGGCUAUUAGACGUCUUUUAGAAGAAGAAAGUCAGCAAGUUGAACAACAAAAGAAACGUUCAGAUCCCGUAAAUAGUUGUAAAGGGGAAAGAAAAUACACAAUUUUGAAUGUUUCUUUAGUUAAUCAUCCUUUCAGCGAGGUUGAAAAGACCAAUGUUGAUAAAAUUCGUCAAAUUGUUGAUGCUACAAAAACUGCAACUAGAAUUUAUGUUACUUUUGGAAAUGUUCGUCUUUUUCGAAGAAUUUUACUUGAAAUGGGUGAAAUGGGGUUGAUGUCAAAUGGGGAAUAUGCACUUCUUUAUUUAGAUACUGACUAUAACUGGUUGAAUGUUUACCACGCAAUGAAUAAUCACUUUUUUCGAGAUACUUUACGCAAGUUGAAUGAGUCCUGGGACAAUCCUGAUUCUAUGGAUAGAAAAUUAAUCGGCUAUUCUAGAUCAGCUCUUGCAAUAAUUCCGACUCCUGUACAACUCAAUUCUAAAAUUUUUACCGAUUUUUGGAAAAAAGCCAAUUCUUACCUACCUAAUUUUGGUGUUCAUCAUCAUGAGACUAGCUCCCCUAUAAAGGCUAAUCGUUUUGCUUGUUACCUUUACGAUGCGGUUAUGUUAUAUUCUCAAGCCCUUCAUGAAACAAUUAUGGAUACUUUAAACAGAACCUCUUCUAUCUCUAAAGUAGAUGAAUCGAUUGAAAAUGGAAGAGAGAUUAUUUCUAGAAUAUUAGGCAGAAAAUAUAAAAGUUUUAUUUCUUUUAAGGCAUCCUUGUCCUUUUCUUUACUUUUAGGUAUGCAAGGUUUUGAUAUGCGUAUUGACGAAAAUGGCGAUGCAGAAGGAAAUUACACUCUUUUGGCACUUCAGGAAGUCGAGCCGGUUCUUGACGGUAGCAAUCCUGAUUAUUAUCCACUCAAAGAAGCUUUAACAAUCACUGCUGACUUCAUGGCUCAUCCAAAUCCAGUAAAUUUACCUCAACUUAGAUUUCGUCGUAAAAUUCGCUGGCCUACUGGAAAACCUCCAUUAGAUGAACCUGAAUGUGGUUUCGACGGAGAGAAGUGCAAAGAGGAUGAAAGUUCUUCUUGGUGGGGGACUGUGCUUUAUAUUGUGCUUGUUUCUUUACUUUUAAUCUUUGGAAUCGGUGCAAUUGUUACUUACAGUCUUUACAAAUUAAGUUUUUCAUUAUUAGAAAUCAAAAAUUCGAAAGAGAAUUAUCAAUGGUAUGGCGGAUUGAUAGGCGCGAGAUUGAAAAAAUUGUGCAUUGCAACAAUUCAUCCUCAAAUUCCCUUUACAUCAUCGAAGCUGGAAUUGCUCAAAAUGGUGAAUUUUUUGGGCAAGCUGCGCAAGACCGCCGCUGGCCAAAUUGCUUUAUACAAAGGAGCGCUUGUGGCAAUAAAGGAGAUUCGUUAUACUAGAAAACCAAAAGAAUUGACAAGGGCAACAAAAUUAGAAUUAAUGAGAAUGACAAAACUUAGACAUGACAAUGUUAACAACUUUUUGGGAGUUAUUCUUCUUCACAAUGUUAUUUGUGUUGUUAGAGAAUUUUGUCCAAAAACAAGUUUGAUGGAAGUUUUACGAAAUCGUGAUAUUAAAUUAGAUUCUCUUUUUAUUGCUUCAUUUACUGAAGAUCUCAUUAAAGGAAUGAUCUAUUUGCACGAAUCGGAUGUUAAAGUACAUGGUAAUCUAAAAUCAACGAAUUGUUUAAUUACCUCGCGUUGGGCCUUACAAGUAGCGGAUUAUGGAUUACAUGAAUUACGUGAUGGUCAAGAAUGGGAAAAUCCACAGAUUAUGUGGGAAAGCUAUCUUUGGACAGCGCCAGAGCUUUUAAACCAGUCCGAAUUUUGUCGCGUUGUUAAAGGAACACAAAAAGGAGAUGUUUAUUCAUUUGGAAUUAUUUUACACGAAUUAAUUGCUCGUCAGGGGCCGUUUAAUUUAAUUAGAGAUUUUAAUUGUUUUACGUAUGAUGAGACAGAAGAUAUUUCGAGUGCUGAAGAAGUUGUUAGAAAAGUGGUUGCUGGGAUUGGAUUCAGACCAAGUUUGAAAGGAUUACAAUGUCAGGAUUAUAUUGUGGAUACAAUGGAAUUGUGUUGGUCUGAAGAGCCGGAAUUUAGGCCGGAUUUUCGCCAUGCAAUUCGUCACAAGCUUAAACAACUUUUUGCUGGGACUUUACACUCGCGCAAUUUAAUGGACCAUAUUUUGGUUAUGAUGGAAAAAUAUCAAAAUCAAUUAGAAGACUUGGUUGAUGAACGGACAAAAGAAUUGCGAGAUGAGAAAAGAAGAACUGAUUUAUUACUUCAAAGAAUGUUACCCGUUUCUGUAGCUCAACAGUUGUUGCAAGGUCGUGAUGUAGUGCCUGAACAGUUUCAGUCAGUGACUGUUUAUUUUUCUGAUAUUGUCGGUUUUACUGUUAUAUCAAGUGAAAGUACUCCUCUUCAGGUAGUGAACAUGUUGAACAAGCUUUACACUCUUUUUGAUAGAAUUAUUAAACAAUAUGAUGUUUAUAAGGUCGAAACUAUUGGAGAUGCGUAUAUGGUUGUCUCUGGUGUUCCUACGUCAAGAAAUGGUGUCUAUCAUGCCGAACAAAUUGCUACAAUGGCUUUACAUCUAUUGAAGGCAGUUGAAAACUUCAGAAUCCCUCACAGACCUACAGAGCAAUUAAAGCUCCGAAUUGGUCCUGUUGUGGCUGGGGUCGUUGGAAAAACAAUGCCACGUUAUUGUUUAUUUGGUGAUACUGUCAAUACAGCAUCUCGAAUGGAAAGUACAUCUAAAGGUAUGACGAUUAUUUUUUUAAGUUUAUAUUCUCUUUUAGCUCUGAAAAUUCAUUGCAGUCAUCAAACAAAAGAAGCAUUGGAUAUGGAUGGUGAUUUUGUUAUGGAGGAACGUGGAAUUGUUCAAAUUAAGGGCAAAGGACCAAUGCGUACAUUUUGGCUUGUCCAUCGUUUAAAUUACAACUUUUUUUCUGAUGACCUAGAAGAUGAAUUUAUUUCGGAUAGUGAAGAUUAUGAAUCUGAACAUUUUGAUCCAGCUAUAUUUCCCCGCUCAAAUGUUUUUCGUCAUAAACAAAAUCCGCCAUUAACAAAUGCAGAGUCUACAAGUACUUUACAACGAGGUAGUGGCUCACCCUCUACUACUGCUCUUUUACGGCGUCUUGUUGAAAAGGCAAUAGGCGAAACUGAUAGUUUAUCAUCAACUCAUCAACAACAAAAUAAUUGUGAAUUAAUUGAGGACGGCCUAGUUCAUGUUAAUGCUGAUUAUUUAGGUGCAAGUCGUAUUAGUCUUCUUUCUGGAAUGAACAAUCAAUUUAAAAGUCAACUUAUUUCAAAUUCUCGCAAAAAUAUAAACGAGCAACCCUCUUCCACAGCAACAAUAAUUUCUAAUGGAACAAAUAAUGUUUUUUCUUCGAAGUCAGAGGCUUGUAACGGAAUGUUACAAUCAAUUAAAGAGGCGAACUCAAACAUUAAAAUGAAAAAUUCGAGCGUAAUUUGUAACAAUAAAUUUUCUCCACAAAAGAGACGAAAGCUUGGCUCAAUUGCAAUUUCUUCCUCAUUUGACUACCAUAAAUGCCCAACCAUUGAAUGCAAUUCUUCUAAUGAUAGUUAUGGCGAUAACUUUAAUCAAGCUUCAAAUGAACGUAAACGAUCGUCUUUACCUGAAGCUGAUUUAUUCACAAUGUCUCGCAAUGACACAAGUCAAGCAAUCUCUAAAAAUUCUCAACUCAAUAAUUUAAUCGCAGACAAUUGUACUAUUAUUCCUUUAAAUAAAGACGAUGAGGAUUAUAUUUUCGGUGAGAAUGAUGAUUUUGAUUGCCUUGAGGCAACCAGGUAUUUUUUGAAUUUUGAUUUUUCGAUAUCCUUUUUUAGGAAACGUUCGAUUUCUUUUACUGGUGGCACUAACAAUGAAUUGAACUCGCUUAGACCACAUUUUGGAGGUCGUACUUCACGGCAACAUCAAAAUAGUGCUCAAUCACUUGGGCAGCAACCUUUACCUCUUUGGUCAGAGCCUCACUUGCCGCUCAACCCUCGUCAUAUCACUUAUGGGUUGCCAGAAAUGGCAAAAGAUAAUCAUCGAUCUGUUGGAGGGAAUCGGAAACUUUGCAGAAUAUUUAGACCUAUUCAACAGCAACGUUCUUUCGAUCAUCAAAGUUCUUCGAGAUUUGAGCGUGACUAUGAACUUCAAAAACGUCCAUUUGCUCGUCAAUAUUCACGUAGCAGAUCGCCCAAUCUUGGUUUGAACAGAAUCUGGCGUCGUCUCACAGCAACAUCUGGUGGAAAUCCUUCAAUGGCUGUAAAGUCUUUAUCAAAACGUUCAAACGAAUUAUUUCCCAUUGAUGGUUUAUGUUCCCAGAAUGUAUCUUCUUCACAUACGAUUUCACGUCCAAUUUUCUUUCCGGGUGUAAUGGAGAAUUCUCUUCGCCAAAUGGCCCGUCCCCUCUCUAUUGGAAGACCAUCACCGAGUUCAAAACAAUCAGAUUGGGAUAAUGAAUUGACAAAUCAUUUACUUGAAGAGUUUGAAAUGAAAUGA